UAUAAACAUUCAAUUCAAAUUAUUAUUGAAUGAAUUAACAAUUUAUAUCUAUACCGAUUUUCCAAAUUUUAACAAUCAUCACCAUCAACAAAAACCGAUCAACUCUCAUGGUUUUGUGCCUUUCAGAAACAAAACGAGCUGACAGAUUUGGCAACUGUGUUAAGAGUUAUUAAAUAUUCGUUUAACCCAAUGGUUAAAUAGCUUUGAAUUCGUGUGAAAACUUUGAAGAAGUUAAUAUGGACAUUCAACUUUUAUAGUUUCUUAAAACUAUUUCGUUUUAGGUGAAUAUUUGAAAAUCGAAAUUUCUUGAAGUCGAAGCAAAGUUUGAGUGUUAUUUGGUAGAGGCACCACAGCAAAGGGAUGAAAGAGAUGGAACUUUUUAAGGCCCCUCCUGAACGUCAGCAUGUUCCAUAAUACUUGCAUUGUCCCAAAAAGAUGAAAUAUGGAAUUAAUCUUAAAAAACACAAUAAAAAUAGGAAACAUUUCAUGAAUGGUAACAUAAAAUAUUGUUUGCAAGUCCGGUAAUGAUCUGCGAAAAAGUGAAAUAGCAAUGGAGUUUGAUCUCAACAGCCUGCACUUGAUGUCGCUUCAAGAGCUUGCUAUAAGGAGAUUAGCUGUACAGUUGUGCAAUCAACCCCAGAUGCUUGCGUAUGCUGUGAAAAUAGAUCCAGAUGCACGAUAUGAAAAGGAACACGAAACAACAAUGUACGAUUUGUUAAAAGAUCUUUUGACUGAAGUUCCGCUUCCACCAUCGAUGAAACACGAGUUAUUCAGUUUAAUGAAAUCUGUUUCCAGAGAAAUAAUAAAGUGGUUGGAACUCCAUGAAUGUUAUUUGGAUCCGUAUAACCUAAACGUGUGUGAAAUGGAGAAUUUGGAACACCUGUGCUGGACUAGCUUGGGGAGUGUUGAUUAUCGAGAAACAGCCGUCGCACUCAUUCGCCACAAAAAGCUGGGCAUGACACAACGUUACAAGCUGGCUUGUCUGUACUGCUUAGAAGAGGACAUCAUAGAGCUUUGGCGAAAGAUGCCCGAAAAAAGCAGAAAGUCCUAUUAUGAUGCCGACCCUGCGAAUCUCAAGCAGCCAGAUUUAGUUAUUAUUUGGACAUUCAUCCUAGAAGGGGAAGUAGACAACUUUCUUAGAUACCUUGCAGAAAGAGGUAUUUUCCGCCCCUCCAUGAAUCACCUUGCGUUCGAAUGUGCUGCAACCCGCGGUUACAGAACGGCUGCUCAAUACUUUUAUGAAAAGUUAACGUUCGAUGAAAGAGAAGAUUUAUUGCUAAACACCGCCAUUUCUGUAGCAGGACGACGUUCAAACGAUUAUUACUUUUACAUGGAUGAACGCCAACAAUUUGGCGACGUUUUGUGCUAUUUGAUGUCCGUGAUGCAGCCGGAACAGCUUCGAACCUUAAUUAGUCGCCACCCUUGUGAGACCUUGAAGUGCGUGUUGGAUUGGCCUAGGCAAGAUGCAUUUAUCGAGCUUGCAAAAUCCGUAUUUCCUGGGCUUUCAAAACCCACUUACAUCCGGGUGCUUUCAUAUCUCUCCCGAAACAGUUCUUGGGGUUAUAAUCAUUCGAAGAUAUUUCAGGAAUUUUUCAUGCUUAGCCCCAGUGAUCUCAGUUAUGCGCUGCAAAUCUACAACGACAUGUUGCAAGAUUUUUUUCGAAGUGACGACAUAGAAACUGUCAAAUUUCUUUUCAGACGUAUGGACGAUCAGGAAAAAGAUGCUCAUGUUUUGGGAUCUGCUGGGAGGAGCAUUUACUACGAACUAGUCAAGGAGGGUAAGUGGGAUUUGAUGAAACUUUACCUCGAAGAGGUCCAAAUGUCCAGAGGAGACAGGCGGAGGAUUGUCAAAUAUUUCAGUAGAAGUCGUGCGUUGCGUCUGGAGAAGGAGGAAUUCCAGCGUUUCAAAGAUUUCAUGAAUAACACUGAUUUCGACAUUCAAGAAGAAGAAAGUAGAGGCCUGGAGACCGUAAGAAAAUGUUUAAUGCCUUUAAAAUCAGUAUACGAUAAGUGUAAGUAUUUCCUUUUUCGAUAAAUUUCACGCAUGCAAGUAUUGUAAAAUGCAAAUGGUAACAUUGUUGUGUCACAUCGCAACCCAUAUACUUUCCUCUUUAAUGGGGGAGACUUUUAAAACUGUUUUUGCGUGAAAACAAAAACGUUAUUGUAAAAAUAUUUAAAUUUUACCAGAAAAUCCGAUUUGUAUUUACCUCGACGAAUGAAGUAAUGUGAAACUUUUUAUUUGUCCUUUCCAUGUGUUCGUGCAUAAAGCAUUACAAAAUAUGUAUGUACACAUUUGAUGUUUGGUGCAUAUUAGUGUAUAGAUGUGUUCAAAUCUUUUUACGAAUUAUUUUAAAAUUGUUGAUGUUAAAAUUUUCAGAAAAAAAUUUAUAUGUAGCAAAAUUUUGUAAAUGCAAAUUAUAUCGUUGUUGUGUGACAUCGCAAAGCAACUACAUUACUUUGUAAUGCGGCGAUUUUUUAAAACCGUUUUCGUGUAGAAACUAAAAUUUUAUUGUAAAAAUAUUUCAGUUUUACCUGAAUAUUUAAUCUGAAUUUAUAUCGAAGAAUCAAUCUCUGUUAACUUUUUAUUUAUUCUUUCCAAGUGUUAGUAUAUAAUGCAUUAUAAAAUAUAUGUCUACACAUUUGAUGGUUGUUGUAUAUUCAUGUAUAGACGUGUAAUAAUCUUAGUAUGAAUUAUUCUGAAAUUGUUGAUGUUAAAAUUUUCAGAAAAAUUUUAUGUGUGAUAACAUUUUGUAACAUGAAAAUUCUAUCAUUGUUGUGUCACAUCUGAAAGCAAAUGCAUUUCUUUUUAAUGCGGCGAAUUUUAAAACAGUUUUUGUGCGAAAACUAAAAUUUUAUUCUAAAAAUAUUUUAUUUUGCCAGAAAAUUUAAUUUGAAUUGAUUUCGAAGAAUCAAGUUCUUUUAACAUUUUGUUUGUUCUUUCCAAAAGUUUGUGCAUAAAGCAUUACAAAAUGUAUGUCUACACAUUUGAUGUUUGGUGCAUAUUAGUGUAUCGACGUGUACUAAUCUUGAUAUGGAUUAUUUUGAAAUUGUUGAUAUUAAAACUGUCAGAGAAAUUUUAUGUGUAAUUAAAAUU
Messenger RNA from Argiope bruennichi, 3094 nucleotides. RefSeq lists its product as uncharacterized. The coding region runs from base 551 to 2035 and encodes 494 amino acids. The transcript has 2 exons. NCBI's taxonomy places the organism in Eukaryota, Metazoa, Arthropoda, Arachnida, Araneae, Araneidae. The record is from RefSeq and is a predicted model, not a curated record.